GCGACAGGCGUGGUCCCCUGCAGGCGCGGCGCACGGAAGGACGUGCGCCCUUUCACGCCGUGGUCCCAGCUAUAUAUGGCUGCCCGCUGUCGCAUUCUGCACAGUUCACAGCUGGUACAGCCCCGAACAGCCCACCGUACAGCCAUGAAGGUCCUGGUCGUGAUGAGCGCCAUUCUGGCAGCGGCCGUCGCCGCCCCCAAGCCCGGCUACCUGGGCGCCGCCCACGGCGUCAUCGCCGCCGCCCCCGCCGCCCACGGCGUGCACCCCGGCUACGCCGCGUACGGCCCCGCCCCAGUGGCUGUGGGACCCGGCGGCUACCUGGCCGACACCCACGACGUGGCCGCCGCCAGGGCCGCCCACCUGACCGCCGUCGCCCAGACGCAGGCCCGCGACGCCCACAUCAACGGCGCCGCCGCCCACGCCGCCCUCGCCGCCCCCGCUCUGCUCGGAGCGCACGGACUGGCGUACGGACACGGCCUGGCUUACGGUCACGGUCUGGCUCAUGGACACGCUUAUCAUGGUUGAUGGGUUGCAAGGACACCAGCUGUUACGUUUUCACUUUGUACUAUUUAUAAAUAAAACUGAUGCCUGAGUA
This is a messenger RNA of Schistocerca nitens (vagrant locust), 595 nucleotides long. Its product is annotated as cuticle protein 65-like. The transcript has 2 exons. NCBI's taxonomy places the organism in Eukaryota, Metazoa, Arthropoda, Insecta, Orthoptera, Acrididae. The record is from RefSeq and is a predicted model, not a curated record. The coding region runs from base 76 to 525 and encodes 149 amino acids.